UAAGUCAGUGAGCAGGACUGGAUGUCCUUGGACAAAAUGCUUUUAGAGUUGCAUUCUUCUACCUGUGAAAUGUGGGUGUAGACAGCGUUUAGCCUCUGAGAGCUUGGGGCUGCGGUGGAAGCUCAGGGACAGAGCCCAUGGGGAUGCUUUAAUCUUUCUCUGCUCUACCAGGACCCCCUAUGAAGCUCCCUGCAUGUGAUCUGAGGAUGGCAGAGCCACAGGGCCAAGAGCUCACAGCUGAGUGCCCUGUCUGCUGGAGCCCCUUCAACAACACGGUCCACACUCCCAAAGUGCUACACUGCUGCCACUCCUGCUGCGUGGAGUGCCUGCUCCACCUCAGCCUGGCAGCUCCAGCCCAGCGCCGCUUGCUCUGCCCACUCUGCCGUCAGCCCACCGUGCUGGCUUCAGGGCAACCAGUCACUGACUUGCCUACAGACACUGCCAUGUUGACCCUGCUCCGCCUAGAACCCCACCACAUCAUCCUUGAGGGCCACCAGCUCUGUCUCAAGGACCAACCCAAGAGCCAUUACUUACUGCGUCAGCCUCAGGUCUAUACCCUGGACUUUGGGUUGGAGCCUGGGAGUCAGACUGGAACCUCUCAUAACACAGUGCCUGACACCAGACCUGUGCCCAUCCCCAGCCACUACUCUCUCAGAGAGUGUACCCGCAACCCUCACUUCCGGACCUUUACCUACCUGAUGGCUGUCAUCCUCAGUGGUACCCUACUGCUCAUCUUCUCCAUCUUUUGGACUAAGCAGUUCUUUUGGGGCAUGGGAUGAGCACCCUCUGUUCCAGCACAAGGAACCGAGCCUUUCUUUGUGGUUGCCGGAAUGGGGACCACCGAGCCUCCUUUGAUGUUGUCUUCCUUGUAGUAUUGCUCAUUUGAGCCCAGGGUUUGGUUAGGUCAUGUGUCUGCUUUGGAGAACAGAGAUGGCCCGACAGGAAAAGCCAAAGGGUAGAGAGCCCUGAAGGUGAACUGUGGGGUCCUGGAGUGUAGAGUUCUGUGGCUCCAAAGGGCUGGACAGCACGGUCCAGACAUUUCACUGGAGCUGUGCUGAGCUGUUCAUGCGUUGCUGACAAUUCUGGAGUGUUUCCAUUUGUGGGCCAAUGUGUUUGUCUCUUCUUUCAGCUUUCUCUGAUUCUUACCAUUCCCAGUA
Myodes glareolus (Bank vole) is the source of this 1157-nucleotide messenger RNA. NCBI's taxonomy places the organism in Eukaryota, Metazoa, Chordata, Mammalia, Rodentia, Cricetidae. The record is from RefSeq and is a predicted model, not a curated record.